Messenger RNA from Ostrea edulis (European flat oyster), 776 nucleotides. RefSeq names its product dynein light chain Tctex-type protein 2B-like. The record is from RefSeq and is a predicted model, not a curated record. Gene Ontology annotation, cellular component: cytoplasm; cytoplasmic dynein complex. Gene Ontology annotation, molecular function: dynein intermediate chain binding. The transcript is spliced from 4 exons. NCBI's taxonomy places the organism in Eukaryota, Metazoa, Mollusca, Bivalvia, Ostreida, Ostreidae. The coding region runs from base 121 to 633 and encodes 170 amino acids. Gene Ontology annotation, biological process: microtubule-based movement.
GUAGCUGUGCUUGAGGAGCGAAUGAUACCGUUCAUAACAUAUUGUAUUAACAUUAUCGGAUUAUAAUUACAUACUGAAAAUAUAUUAUUUAUACAUAUGAGGUUGACAGAAUCCUGAAUUAUGACGGGGAGGGAAUUGAGGUCUAAGGUUUCCAGUCUCUUUGACGUAGCAGCGCAACACAAGUCCAUGAAAAACGCUGGUUCCAGUAUCAUCUCGUUCGUCGUUGAUCCUCGUCGUCAAAGUUCUACUGCUCCCAUGCCGCCAAGAUUUAGAAAGGUCUUCUACGAGAAUACCUAUCAGCUGGACCCACCUGCCAAGUUCCGACCAGACAAAGUGAAGCCUAUCAUUGAGAAGGUCCUGGAGGCUAAUCUUGAAGGGAGGAAGUAUGAUCCAUUAGAAUGCGCUAAUCUGUCCAAAAAGCUCUCCGAUGAAAUCAAACAGAGAGUCAAACAACUGAACUUCAAGAGAUAUAAGUUGGUGUGCACGGUGACUAUCGGACAGAAACACGACCAGAGCGUACAGAUGGGGUCACAGUACCUCUGGGAUGCCGACAGGGACAAUUUCGCUGCCGCCUCGUUCCACAAUCGCCACAUCUUCGCCGACGGUUCUGUGUACGCCCUCUACUACGAGUGAUGAAAUGUGUUCGUUUAUGACGUCAUUUACAUGGUUCUAGUCAUUCUUAACACUUAUUUGUGAUUCCAUAAUCAAAAUGACUGAAGUAUUUUACUGAUAUGUUAUUUUUUGUACGAUUUAGAUAAACAAGUUGUUCAGCUGUA